Molecule: messenger RNA, 1810 nt
Organism: Aphidius gifuensis
Lineage: Eukaryota; Metazoa; Arthropoda; Insecta; Hymenoptera; Braconidae
Product: junctophilin-2-like
Exons: 3
Coding region: 830-1390 (186 amino acids)
Cellular component (GO): junctional membrane complex; plasma membrane; endoplasmic reticulum membrane
Source: RefSeq, a predicted model, not a curated record
GACGCGUUAAGCUCAAUAGGUGUUGCGCCGGUUAAGCUCAAAAAAGCUCCGAGUUUUUCAGCCUUAGAAUUUUAGUAAUAGGUAGUUUGCAAUGAUGCCACCACCCUGACACACCGACGUUCGUGAGUGUGACACUCCUAUUCCGUCGCGCUACUCUAAACGUCGAAAAAAAAAAUAAAUAAAUAUACAAAAUAUAAAUAAAACGACUUCGAAUUUAAAUUAACAAAAAAAUUGAAAAAAAAAAACACAAAAACAAAGGCCAAAUUAAUGAUAACAGUUAAUCAACAAUUUAUUAAGCAACAAUAAUAAAUCCUCGUUAAAAAAAAAGCUCAGUUAUUAAUUAAAUUAAUAAUAAUAAUAAAUAUUUUUAUUAUAAAAACGAAAUGAACGAAACAAGUGAAAUAAAAACAACGAAACAAAUAAUAGUUAAUAAAAAUUUUUUUAAAUAUAGUAAAAAUAUCGAGGUGAUUGAAAAAGAUAAAAAAAGAAAUAAUUUGUUACGAAGAUAAAGUUUAAUGUUAUUAAUUGCCAAAAAAAAAAAAAAAAAUUUUAAAUUAUAAAAAACACAAAUAAACAAACGACUUCAAUGGUACCUACAUGAUGAUUAUAAAAAAGAAAUUGGAAGGGUGUGUUUACCUAUAUACACCUAAAAAGUGAUGAACAAAAAAAAAUUAAUAAAUAAAGGUAAAAGUAAAAUAAUCAUUGUGAAAAAAUGACAGAGGGUGACAGUAAAUUUUUAGUGAUAGUGAAACAGACGCGGGUAUUUUAGUGGUAUCUUUUUUUUUUUUUUUAUUUUUUUUUUCAACGUUAAAAUAAAAAAAAAAAAAAAAUGCAGCAAGAGCAACAGCAAACUGUUGGUCAACAACAAAAUGUGCAAACAUCACCAAAUGGUAUGGCAAUUGUUGGUGGUGGUGGUCAACAAAUGAAUCAAAUAAUUGGUCCUGGUUCAUCAGUGAGUCCAGCAAGUGGUACAACUGCAAUGACAAAUAGACCACAAGUUAACGGUGGUAGAUUUGAUUUUGAUGAUGGUGGUACAUAUUGUGGUGGAUGGGAAGAAGGCAAAGCACAUGGUCAUGGUGUUUGUACUGGACCAAAAGGACAAGGUGCUUAUUCUGGCUCAUGGCAUUAUGGCUUUGAAGUAUCAGGUGUCUACACAUGGCCAAGUGGCUCGGCAUACGAGGGACAAUGGCAAAAUGGGAAGAGACACGGUUUGGGAAUGGAAACACGAGGCAGAUGGUUAUAUCGGGGUGAAUGGACUCAGGGGUUUAAGGGACGUUAUGGUGUACGACAAUCAACAACAUCAACUGCUAGAUAUGAAGGAACAUGGGCAAGUGGUCUACAAGAUGGUUAUGGAUCUGAAACUUAUGCUGAUAGUGGUAAGAUAUUUUAAAUGUUAUUCGAAAAAGAAAUUAACAAAAAAUAAAAAGUAUACAUUUUUUCUUAUGAAAUUUAUAUUUUAUUGAUCAUGUGUUUAUAUUUUAUUAGUCAUGUUUUAUUUAUACUUGAAAAAUAACAUGUACAUAGAUUUAUUAUUUGUCGGUAAUUUUAAAAUAUUUUAGUAACACAUUGCCUUCAAUAUCUAAUCAUCAAAUUAUGAUCGUUAAAUUAAAAUUACAAAUUAUUGAUUUUUUAUUUGUUCUGUUUUUUUUUUAUUUUUGUUUUCAAUUUAUUUUGUUUAUAUUUAUAUAUACUUUUUUUUUAUUAUUAUGAAUUUUAAUGUGCGUUAUUGGGUUGUUGAUUUUAAUGAAAAUAUUGAUGGCCUAUGUUGAUAAGUAGAUACUUACGUAUUGGGUCAGACAAAUACGCUUGG